Molecule: messenger RNA, 1648 nt
Organism: Homalodisca vitripennis (glassy-winged sharpshooter)
Lineage: Eukaryota; Metazoa; Arthropoda; Insecta; Hemiptera; Cicadellidae
Product: cysteine-rich with EGF-like domain protein 2
Exons: 1
Coding region: 271-1404 (377 amino acids)
Molecular function (GO): calcium ion binding
Source: RefSeq, a predicted model, not a curated record
AACUUGCUCUGAUAUUUUGCUCUCAGUUUGUCAAUGUUUUAACCUUAAAACAUGAUCAUGCAAUUGUUACCCUUGUUGUUACGUAACUGCUUUAGACUCAAUCGUUUUCCUAAACCUCAGAAUUAGUAAAGUGAAAGUGUUAUCCACGUAUUAUACGAGUUUCCAUUUACACAUGUCACUAUAAAUUAACUAGUGAUGUCAUUUACAGUUUUCAAUGUUAUCAAUUAAAAUAGAAUUGCAGUUUGAACGUGUUUUUGGUGCUCAUGAACUAUGCAGGUGAAACUAUUAAUAUUUUUGUCUGUGAAUUUUGUUUUUGCGUAUUGGUUAAAGAGUGUGUGGAGUGAGAAGACUAAUAAACAAGUAAAGCUUACAAGUCUCAAACUCCCGGCUUGUCAAGCCUGUAAAAUGUUGGUUGGGUCUUUCUACAGUGAACUGCAUCUAAUCAACAACUUAUCGAACGACAAGACACCAGAAAAUGAUGAAUCAGUGUCGUAUACUGUGGAAGUUUUUCAAGAAGUUUUUACAAACUUAUGCAAAGAGGAUAGGGCCAAGGAUCAAUGCCACACUUUAGCCGAUAAAUGCAAGGAUUAUUUACAAAACUGGUGGUUAAAACACAAAGCAGAUUCGCCCGAUCUUUUAAAUUACCUGUGUAUUGAAAAGCUUAACUACUGUUGCCCUAAUGGUCAUUAUGGACCACAGUGCAAUCCUUGUCCAGGUUAUCCUGAUCGAGUGUGCAACAACAAUGGAAAGUGUAAAGGAAAUGGAACCAGAAAAGGAAAUGGUCAGUGCAGUUGUGAUGUCGGAUAUGCUGGGAAAAUUUGUGAAGAUUGUGCUUCUUCCUAUUAUGUGUCUUAUAAAGAUGAUAAUAAAAUGUUAUGUGCCCGCUGUCAUUCAGCAUGCGUAGACGAUUGUACUCAGGCCGGUACUAAAGGUUGUUUACAGUGCAAAGAAGGUUGGAGAUUAGAUAAAUUAAAGGGGUGUAUGGACGUUAAUGAAUGUUUUAACAAAAGGUCGCCAUGUAAAAGAAACGAAUUUUGUGUUAACAACGAGGGAUCUUAUUCUUGCUUCGUUUGUGAUCCGUCUUGUGAUACAUGUACGGGAGAUGGGCCGGAUAUGUGCGAGAAAUGUGCCCCCGGAUUUGUCUUGAAAGAUAACCUUUGUGUGAACGAAAAAAAUUAUGUAUCAUAUUCUGACGUUACUCGUUAUUUAACCUAUGUUGGUCUGUGCUUCGCAACAUACAUAGUGUUCCAGAAUAGUCCAUGGGCUGCUAGUCUUAUAGGUAUUUGCGUUGCAAUAUACGUGACUGUCUCCGAAUAUAUGUUGGGAACACUUACAUCAACCAAUUUUUUGUCAUUUUGGAAAGCAUUAGACGGACUUGAAAAUUUAUGGAGAAAUGAUCUGUGAUAAAAUAUUUUCCAUUCCACGGAAUGUUACGCGAAUAUCUUAAGCUGGUGUAAUAUACUAGACCUUUCUUGUUAUCAGCCUAAAAGAAGUCUAGUGAUAUAGGUAGUUUGUUUCUGUUCAAUUAAAAAGUAAUAUUACUAAAUUAAAAUAAUAUCACUUAAUAAGGGUAGAAUACGAUAAGCGGACCCGAGAUUUUAUAUCGAAAUUAUCGAACCAUAUUUAAUUAUUAUACCCAUCGAUAUAA